GGAGCCAGCUAACAGCCAGCUCCUGCGACCCCCGGAGCACGGCCCUGACCCGCUAGCCCCGUACGCCUGCGCCGCGAAGCGGCCGACCGGUCUUUCCACGCUUGGUUGUACAGAACUCCACCAGGGGGCGAUCGAGCCCACGUGCCACCGACUCCUGCUCCCCCGAAACUACAACUCCCAGGCGGCUCGGGGGUCGCGCCCGCCGCGCCUCUCCUUCUCUUUGCUCCAAUUGGCCGCCGCGGGAGGAGGAUUGGCGGUCUCCAGGGCGACGGGAGGCGCUCGGGGCAUCCGAGGCGGGGAGGCGGGUCCGCCCCCUAUUGUGUAGCUGGAAGAGAGGAGCCGAGCCGUGCGGAGCAGAUCUGGUGGUGCUCCAGAGAGCAGCUUUAUCAGGUGUUACGAGAGCCAAGCCCUAACUGUCCAGAAGAGUGAGAGCUGACACCUGUUACCUGAUCAGAAGGAUUGACAGGGCUUGCUGGGCUGUGGACAUCCUCGGGCCCCUCCAUCUGGGCCCCCGUAGAUAGGAGGGGCUGAGCCAGCAGGCAGCUGGGCUAUGGUUUGGUGCCUCAGUCUGGCCAUCCUCAGCCUGAUCAUCAGCCAGGGGGCUGACGGUCGAGGGAAGCCUGAGGUGGUAUCGGUGGUGGGCCGGGCUGGGGAGAGUGCAGUGCUGGGCUGUGACCUGCUGCCCCCGACCGGCCGGCCCCCACUGCACGUCAUCGAGUGGCUGCGUUUUGGGUUCCUGCUUCCCAUCUUCAUCAAGUUCGGCCUCUACUCUCCCCGAAUCGACCCUGAUUACGUGGGGCGAGUCCGGCUGCAGAAGGGAGCAUCUCUCCAGAUCGAGGGGCUCCGCGCGGAAGACCAGGGCUGGUACGAGUGCCGGGUGCUCUUCCUGGAUCAGCACAGCCCCGAAGACGAUUCUGCCAACGGCUCCUGGGUGCACCUCACAGUCAAUUCACCCCCUCAGUUCCUGGAGACGCCUCCCCAGGUGCUGGAAGUGCGGGAACUGGAGCCCAUCACUCUGCGUUGUGUGGCCCGAGGCAGCCCCCAGCCCCACGUGACUUGGAAGCUCCAAGGACGGGACCUUGGCCGGGGCCGGGGCCAGGGUCAGGUGCAAGUGCAGAACGGGACACUGUGGAUCCGGCGGGUGGAGCGAGGCAGCUCCGGGGUCUACACGUGCCAAGCUUCCAGCACUGAGGGCAGCACCACCCACGCCACCCAGCUGCUGGUGCUAGGACCCCCAGUCAUCGUGGUACCCCCCAAGAACAGCACAGUCAACGCCUCCCAGGAUGUUUCUUUGGCCUGCCGGGCUGAGGCAUACCCCGCUAACCUCACCUAUAGCUGGUUCCAGGACAGCAUCAAUGUCUUCCACAUUAGCCGCCUGCAGCCCCGAGUGCGGAUCCUGGUGGAUGGGAGCCUGCGGCUGCAGGCUGCCCAGCCUGAGGAUGCUGGCCGCUACACCUGUGUGCCCAGCAACGGCCUCCUGUACCCGCCCUCGGCCUCUGCCUACCUCACUGUACUCUACCCAGCCCAGGUGACAGCGAUGCCUCCUGAGACAUCCCUGCCCGUGGGCAUGCAGGGGGUGAUCCGGUGCCCGGUUCGUGCCAACCCCCCAGUGCUCUUUGUCAGCUGGACCAAGGAUGGGCAGGCCCUGCAUCUGGACAAGUUCCCCGGCUGGUCCCAGGGCCCAGAAGGCUCACUGAUCAUUGCCCUGGGGAACGAAGAUGCCCUGGGAGAAUACUCCUGCACGCCCUACAACAGUUUUGGUACUGCAGGGCCCUCCACGGUGACCCGCGUGCUACUCAAGGCUCCCCCAGCUUUUCUAGAACGGCCCAAGGAAGAAUAUUUCCAAGAAGUAGGGCGGGAGCUGCUUAUCCCCUGCUCUGCCCAAGGAGACCCUGCUCCUGCCAUCUCUUGGGCCAAGGUGGGCCGGGGGCUGCAGGGCCAGGUCCAGCUGGACAGCAACAGCAGCCUCAUCCUGCGACCAUUGACCAAGGAGGCCCACGGGCGCUGGGUGUGCACUGCCAGCAAUGCUGUGGCCCAGGUGGCCACCUCUACGAAUGUCUACGUGCUGGGCACCAGCCCACAUGUUGUCACCAAUGUGUCCGUGGUGCCUUUGCCCAAGGGUGCCAAUGUCUCCUGGGAGCCUGGCUUUGACGGUGGCUACCUGCAGAGAUUCAGUGUCUGGUAUACCCCAUUGGCCAAGCGUUCUGACCGAGCCCAUCACGACUGGGUGUCCCUGGCGGUGCCCAUGGGGGCUGCUCACCUCCUAGUGCCUGGGCUGCAGCCCCAUACCCAGUACCAGUUCAGUGUCCUAGCUCAGAACAAGCUGGGGAGUGGGCCCUUCAGCGAAAUCGUCUUGUCUGCCCCUGAAGGGCUUCCUACCACACCAGCUGCCCCCAGGCUUCCCCCGACAGAUAUGCUGCCUCCUCUGUCCCCUCCCCGAGGUCUGGUGGCAGUGAGGACACCCCGGGGGGUACUCCUGCAUUGGGAUCCCCCAGAACUGGUCCCUAAGAGUCUGGAUGGCUACAUCCUGGAGGGACGGCAAAGCUCCCAGGGCUGGGAGGUGCUGGACCGGGCCGUGGCAGGCACGGAAAUGCAUCUGCUGGUGCCAGGUCUCAUUAAGGAUGUUCUCUAUGAGUUCCGCCUUGUGGCCUUCGCCGGUAGCUAUGUCAGUGAUCCCAGCAACACAGCCAACGUCUCCACUUCCGGCCUGGAAGUCUACCCCUCGCGCACACAGCUGCCGGGUCUCCUGCCGCAGCCGGUAUUGGCCGGCCUGGUGGGCGGGGUCUGCUUCCUGGGCGUGGCUGUCCUCGUGAGCAUCCUGGCCGCCUGCCUCAUGAACCGGCGCAGGGCUGCGCGCCGCCGCCGCCGCAAACGCCUCCUCCGCCAAGAUCCACCUCUUAUCUUCUCUGGGAAGUCAUCUCCACACUCUGCUCCGGGCUCAGGCAGUCCUGACAGCGUGGCGAAGCUGAAGCUCCAGGGUUCCCCAGUCCCCAGCCUGCGCCAGAGUCUGCUCUGGGGAGAGCCCGCUGGCCCCCCCAGCCCCACUCCGGAUCCUCCAUCUAGCCGGGGGCCCUUACCCCUGGAGCCCAUUUCCCGGGGACCAGAUGGGCGCUUUGUGAUGGGACCUAAUGUGGAGACCCCCCGAGAAAAGUCAGGCCCUGAGCAGGCCGAACCUCGGACCCCAGCCCAUCGGCAGGCCAGGUCCUAUGACUGCAGCAGCAGCAGCCCCAGUGGGAUGCCCCAGCCCCUCUGCAUUGCAGACAUCAGCCCUGUGGGGCCCCCUCCCACAGCCCUGCCCAGUCCCCUCCCAGGUCCAGGACCGCUGCUCCAGUACCUGAGCCUGCCCUUCUUCCGGGAGAUGAAUGUGGAUGGGGACUGGCCCCCUUUCGAGGAGCCUGGUCCUGCUCCACCCCCAGAUUACAUGGAUACCCCGACCUGCCCCAUCUCAUCUCUCCUUCAACCGUUGGACUCCCCCACUGUGUCCCCCAGGGUGGUGCUUCCUGGGGCCGCCCCAGAGCCUCCAUACACAGCACUGGCUGACUGGACACUGAAGGAACGGCUGUUGCCCAGCCUUCUCCCUGCUGCCCCUCGGGGCAGCCUCACAAGCCAGAGCAGUGGGCGGGGCAGCGCCUCGUUCCUUCGGCCCCCCUCCACAGCCCCCUCUGCAGGAGGCAGCUACCUCAGCCCUGCUCCAGGAGACACCAGCAGCUGGGCCAGUGGCCCUGAGAGGUGGCCUCGGAGGGAGCAUGUGGUGACAGUCAGCAAGAGGAGGAACACAUCUGUGGAUGAAAACUAUGAAUGGGACUCAGAAUUCCCUGGGGACAUGGAAUUGCUGGAGACUCUGCACCUGGGCUUGGCUGGCCCUCGACCCCGACCUGAAGCUGAGCCAGAGCUAGGUGCAAAGACUCCAGAGGAGGGUUGCCUCCUGAACACUGUCCCCGCUCCUGGCCCUGAGGCCCGCUGCGCUGCCCUUCGGGAGGAAUUCCUGGCCUUCCGUCGCCGCCGAGAUGCUACCAGGGCCCGGCUACCAGCCUAUCGACAGCCAGUCCCCCACCCUGAACAGGCCACUCUGCUGUGAACACCCUAACGUGAGGCAGGGUGGAGGCACACAGACGCUGCAAAGGAGCCCCCAAUAAGACCUAGCUCCAGCCUGGGACACUGACCCUGCCCCUUUGGGCCCAGGCACAGACCCUGCUGGUGGCCUUGGUAGGGGAUGUAUGUGAUGAGCCCCUAGAGCCUGGGAACUGGAACAGGGAUCUCAGGUCUGUGUGUGUGUGUGUGUGUGUGUGUGUGUGUGUGUGGUGUUUGUGGUGUGGGUGAAAUUUUUUACAGGUGAAUAAAGAAAGUCUGAAAAAUGUUCCUGUGUGUCAUCUG
Molecule: messenger RNA, 4374 nt
Organism: Diceros bicornis minor
Lineage: Eukaryota; Metazoa; Chordata; Mammalia; Perissodactyla; Rhinocerotidae
Gene: IGSF9
Product: immunoglobulin superfamily member 9
Exons: 21
Coding region: 551-4078 (1175 amino acids)
Biological process (GO): cell-cell adhesion
Molecular function (GO): protein binding
Source: RefSeq, a predicted model, not a curated record